This is a messenger RNA of Talpa occidentalis (Iberian mole), 1554 nucleotides long. It is a transcript of the gene PAQR6, whose product is annotated as progestin and adipoQ receptor family member 6. The coding region runs from base 413 to 1447 and encodes 344 amino acids. The record is from RefSeq and is a predicted model, not a curated record. The transcript has 7 exons. Gene Ontology annotation, cellular component: membrane. Gene Ontology annotation, molecular function: signaling receptor activity. NCBI's taxonomy places the organism in Eukaryota, Metazoa, Chordata, Mammalia, Eulipotyphla, Talpidae.
AAGAGCCCCAGACCUGUACCGGCCAGAGGUGCGGGGGGUGAGAGGAUUCACCAGAGACAGAGUGGGGAGCAGAACAGGCAGACUGACCGAAGUACCCUGCUGAGGGGAGCAGCGGGCAAGUCAGGAGAGAUCUGCUGCGCCAUGUGGGUUUCUCCCUGGCAGGUCGGGGGAUUGAACUCGUGCUGCAGAGGCUGCGGCAUCUUGCGCCACUAGGGAAGCCCCAUGAGAGGGGAUUCAGAGGUAGAGAUUCAGGCUUAGGAGCCUGGAUCCAAGGUUACUGAGGCAGCCUUCCAAGGGGGAGUCCAGGCUGAGGCAGACCAGUCCUGGGUGAGAAGAGGCCUGCAGACCGGCAGGUACCUGAUUCCCCAUCUUCCACUUUGUCUCUAGGUCUGCGUAGAGGUGCCGGGUCACCAUGCUCAGUCUCAAGCUGCCCCAACUCCUUCGAGUCCACCAGGUCCCCCGGGUAUUCUGGGAAGACGGUAUCAUGUCUGGCUACCGCCGCCCUACCAGCUCCGCCCUGGACUGUAUCCUCAGCUCCUUCCAGAUGACCAACGAGACGGUCAACAUCUGGACUCACUUCCUGCCCACCUGGUACUUCCUGUGGCGUCUCCUGGCGCUCGCGGGGGGCCCGGGCUUUCGGGCGGAGCCCUACCACUGGCCGCUGCUCAUCUUCUUGCUGCCGGCCUGCCUCUACCCCUUCGCAUCGUGCUGCGCGCACACCUUCAGCUCCAUGUCGCCCCGCGCCCGGCACAUCUGCUACUUCCUGGACUACGGCGCGCUCAGCCUCUACAGCCUGGGAAGCGCCUUCCCCUAUGCCGCCUACUCCAUGCCGGCCUCCUGGCUGCACAGCCGUCUGCACCAGCUUUUUGUGCCCACCGCUGCACUCAAUUCCUUCCUGUGCACCAGCCUCUCCUGCUACUCCCGGUUCCCGGAGCUAGAAAGCCCUGGGCUCAGUAAGUUCCUCCGCACUGCGGCCUUCGCCUAUCCCUUCCUGUUCGACAACCUCCCGCUCUUCUAUCGGCUGGGACUGUGCUGGGACAGGACCCACAACUGUGGGCAGGAGGCGCUGAGCACCAGUCACGGCUACCACCUCUUCUGUGCGAUGCUCACUGGCUUUCUCUUUGCAUCCCACCUGCCUGAGCGACUGGCACCGGGACGCUUUGACUACAUUGGCCACAGCCACCAGCUGUUCCACAUCUGUGCAGUGCUUGGCACCCACUUUCAGCUGGAGGCAGUGCUGGUGGAUAUGGGCUCUCGCCGAGCCUGGCUGGCCACACAGGAACCCACCCUGGGCCUGGCGGGCACAGUGGCCACGCUGGGCUUGGCGGUGGCCGGGAACCUGCUCAUCAUUGCUGCCUUCACAGCCUUCUUAUUUUGGGCCCCCAGAACCUGUUCCCUGCUGCAGGGGGACCUGCUGGAAGGGGGCACAAAGGCCAAGCAACAGUGAGGCCCCAUCUCAGAGGCUGCCCUGGACAGAGGCAGAGGCCUGGGCCUGGUGCUGGGGAGGAGUCCCGGCCCGGGGCCCGGGGAAGGUAGGGGCACAUCUGAGCCUGG